Messenger RNA from Protobothrops mucrosquamatus (brown spotted pit viper), 1801 nucleotides. It is a transcript of the gene SNX29, whose product is annotated as sorting nexin 29. The annotation marks the transcript as partial. The record is from RefSeq and is a predicted model, not a curated record. The transcript is spliced from 15 exons. NCBI's taxonomy places the organism in Eukaryota, Metazoa, Chordata, Lepidosauria, Squamata, Viperidae.
CUUCGUGGGCACCAUGAGCGGGCUGCAGAACAGUGGUGCCCGAAGACAAUUUUUACUUGAGCGUUUAUUGGAUGCAGUUAAACAGUGCCAGAUCAGAUUUGGGGGAAGGAAAGAGAUCGCUUCGGAUUCAGAUAGCAGAGUUACCUGCCUCUGCGCGCAGUUUGAGUCCGUCCUUCAGCAUGGCUUGAAGAGGACCCGGGGGUUAGCUUUAACCGCAGCCGCCAUCAAGCAAGUUACCGGUUUCGCCAGUAAAACUGAAAUGGAGUCCAUAUUCUGGUACUAUGUGAAGGAGGUUCUUAAUAAACAUGAGCUGCAGCGUUUCUAUUCUCUGAGGAAUAUCACGACGGAUACGGGUCGAGGCCGAGCAUGGCUCCGUUGCGCUCUCAAUGAACAUUCCCUAGAAAGAUAUUUGCAUAUGUUGCUUGCAGAUAAAAAUCAUCUCAGUGUCUUCUAUGAAGACUGGUCCUUCCUGAUGGACGAAGAACGAUCCAGUAUGAUUCCCACCAUGGCAGCCGGGCUGAACUCCAUUCUCUUUGCAAUCAACAUUGAUAAUAAGGAUUUAAAUGGGCCGAGCAAGUGCCCGCCCUCCGUCUCUGACCUUCUCAAGGAAUCCACCCAGAACGUGACCUCUUUGCUCAAAGAAUCCACCCAAGGCGUCAGCACCCUCUUCCGGGAGAUCACAGCUUCGUCCCCUGUUUCCAUGUUAAUCAAAUCCGAUCAAGAUGCUGACCUGCUGCCUAUUUUAUCCAAGUGUGUCAGUGGCGAUUUAAAAUGCCGGAAAGACCGAACGAAGAAAAAGAAGAAAAUCACCAAAAUCAUUUCGUUCGACGACGAAGAGGGCCAACCUCUGGGGACCCCCUUACGGGGGACAGCGGCAGGAGAAGACUCUGAAGAUUGUGGCGAGAGGCUUUCUGCCUCGGGAGCUUCUUCUGUAGCUGAACAGAUGGACACUCUGCACGGCAACGAGGCUGGGACGUCACUCCAGCAUCCUUCUGAGUAUCUGAACGGGGACUGCGGCUACCUGAAACUGGAUGUCAAAAGUAUAGACGAUGAAGAGGCCGAGGACAAUGAGGACAACACCACCAGGACAUUGAGGAACCACAGUGUGAUGGAAGACACAGAGGUGCUUCCAAAGCCUGCUGAAGGUGUGACGUCCCGUUCAUUGGUUUGCACGGAGACUCCUCUGCAAAUGCUGAACGACGACUUGGAUGAAUUAUUCCCAGUCAGCGCUGUGGGUUCUUUCUCCCAGACUGAAAAUCUGGAGGAUGGCAACGAACACGGAAGGGCAGAUUUUUCAGUAGAAUUGACUCAGAGCAAUGCUGAAUUGCACUACAGGGUAGAAACCAGUUCUCCUGUUCACAAGAAUGCAUUAACUGAACUUCUGCCUUCAGACAGCAUGCCAGAAUCAAUGACUGUGGCGGAACUUCGGCAAGCUAUUGUAGCCAUGAUGAACAGAAAACAUGAACUGGAAGAACAGAACAGUUCCUUGCGGGGCCUCCUGGAGGGGGAGAUGGAACAUUCGGCAGGACUCCGUCAAGAGGUGGACACCCUGAAGAAGAAAGCUUCAGAGCACGAAGAACACCACACAGUGAGGAUUCAGGCCUUGGCCAGGGAGAAUGAGGUGCUCAAAGUCCAGCUAAAGAAAUACGUGGGUGCUGUCCAGAUGUUGAAAAGAGAAGGUCAAACCAUGGACGUCUUGCCAAACCUUUGGAACGCAGAGAGCGAAUUCUCUAUUCCUGAACAAAAGCAAGUGGAAAACAACGAGGAGCGCGCAAACUCUUAUGAAAGGAAGCUGAUUGAG